UGGCAUUCAAACUUUGAGUAGCAGAGCAAGGACUACAGGAAAGCGAGCAACAGCAGCACUUUUAAGAGUUUUUCACAAACCUACUGAAGGGAUUUCCUCAGCUCAAGUUUACACAGCCCCGAAGUAGAGUUAGCUUGGAUAUUCCGUCUUCUUUUUUUCUUAUAAAUUGUUACUCUCGGGACGAUGAUGUUCACCGCUUUCAAUACGGAGUGCGACUCUUCCUCACGCUGCAGCACGGCUUCCCCGUCUGGGGACAAUUUGGGAUACUACCCGUCACCACCAGGAUCUUAUUCCAGCUUGGGAUCUCCCCAGUCUCAGGAAUUCACUGAUCUGUCAGCAUCAAGUGCCUCCUUCAUCCCCACCGUCACAGCUAUUUCAGCAAGCCCGGAUCUGCAGUGGAUGGUCCAGCCUUUGGUCUCCUCAGUGGCCCCCUCUCACAGGGCUCACCCAUACACCUCGAGGCCCAGCCCGGCAUACCCCAGAUCAACCAUGAAGUCUGCAACAACCAGACCUCACAUUUCUACCAAGAGGGGCAGAGUUGAACAGAUUUCUCCCGAGGAGGAAGAGAAGAGAAGAAUUCGCAGAUUGAGGAACAAGCAGGCAGCAGCUAAAUGCCGCAACAGGAGGCGAGAGCUUACAGACACCCUGCAAGCUGAAACUGAUAUGCUGGAGGAUGAGAAGUCCACCCUGCAGAAUGACAUUGCCAACCUGCUGAAGGAGAAGGAAAGGCUCGAGUUCAUUCUGGCGGCCCACCAGCCUAUCUGCAAGAUCCCUUCAGAACUGGACACAGACUUCCCCAUGCCCUGCCUCUCCACCGCCGUCACUUCCACAAUCACUUCCAGCCGGCCAACUUUCACCUCAGCCUCCAACUCCAUCUUCUCCAGCACCAGCUCCGUGCCCUCCGCCGCCGCAGUCUCAGACAGCACGGUUAAGAUGGCAGACCUGGAGGCCUCUGUUCUCGAGGAGUCCCUAAACCUUCUGGAAAAGACGGAGAUGGAGACGGCACGCUCGGUCCCCGAGGUCGACCUGUCCAGCACCCUCUAUCCAGGCCAGGACUGGGAGCCCCUUCACACCUCAACCAGCAGCAAUGACUUUGAGCCCCUGUGUACGCCUGUGGUGACCUGCACCCCGGCAUGCACCACCUACACGUCUUCUUUCGCCUUUACCUUCCCAGAGGCUGAGACCUUCCCCACCUGCGGCAUCGCACACAGGAGAGGAAGCAACAGCAACGAUCAGUCCUCUGACUCUCUCAGCUCACCAACCCUGCUGGCCCUUUAGAGACUCUUCCAAAAAUGAACUUUCUUCCUAGAAGCACAUUUUCUUGAAUAUGUGACAGAUGUGCAGAUUACAGGGCUAUGGAGCAGACUUGUACCAGGAAGCAAAUUAUAUUUAUGAUUUUAUCUGCCUUUAUGUAUAGCUACUUGCCUAUUACACCAAUGUAGCAAGUUAUUAAGCAUGUUUCAACUAAUACCACUUAGUCGUUCUACAAGUUCCUUAUAUGAUUUCAUGGUGCUAGAUUUUAAAAAAAAGUUUAUUGUUAUGUGCUGAGAGCAAUAGUUAUUAUUUGACCAAAUUUGUUUUUUUGAAAGUUAAGAGUAUUUGUGAACUGUUUGUGAAACUUAAAACAAAACAAAAAACAACUGGUGUGCUUUGUCUGAACCAUGGUCUGAGUGGUCUAUAAAACUAUAAUAUGGAGUUUUCUGUGAAAACACUUGUCCUUUUAAUUUAUUAAAUUUUAUUUUUUUAGCGUACUGACGAAUGUUGUUUGUAAGACAUGUGAAUAAAAAAAUAGAGAUAUUUAAAUUCA
This is a messenger RNA of Poecilia reticulata (guppy), 1807 nucleotides long. It is a transcript of the gene fosab, whose product is annotated as Fos proto-oncogene, AP-1 transcription factor subunit b. Gene Ontology annotation, cellular component: nucleus. The record is from RefSeq and is a predicted model, not a curated record. NCBI's taxonomy places the organism in Eukaryota, Metazoa, Chordata, Actinopteri, Cyprinodontiformes, Poeciliidae. Gene Ontology annotation, biological process: regulation of transcription by RNA polymerase II. Gene Ontology annotation, molecular function: DNA-binding transcription factor activity, RNA polymerase II-specific; RNA polymerase II cis-regulatory region sequence-specific DNA binding.